GGCUAGGCAGGGCUACACAGUGGGACCCUAUCUCAAAAACAACAAGGAUGCCAAGCUUGAGAAACAAGACAAACAUAGACAUGAUGUAUGCAUAAAUGUGACAUACAACACAGAUAGGACAUAUAUACAUCGAUAUGACAUCCAACACUGGCAUGGUGUAAUCUAUAGACAUGCCAUCCACACAUACGACAUCCCGAGCCUCGGUCCUCAUCACAGGAAGGUGGCAGGAGAUCAGAGGAGCAGGGUGCAGGCUUUAAGACCCGCCCAUUUUGUUCAUCUGUACCCUGAUCUGCUCAGCCCCCUGCACAGGUGAAAGGCCCCAGAGUCAGGCUGUCCAAGGCUUGAAUCCUGGCUCUGUUAACUACCUGUGUGACCACCAGCAAUUCCCCUGACAAAAGCCAGGGCUACUCACCAAAUCAACCUCAUAAGCGAGGUAUGAUAUGCACACCUGUAAUACCGCACUUGGGAGUCGGAGGCGGGACAUGGGAGCGCACCACAAAUCUGAGCCACAGAGUAGGAUCUUGUCUCCAUAAACCAAGGAUGAUCUGGGGAAAUGACUCCCUUCCAGGGUAACAGCAACUGUUGCAGAAGCAUGCAGACCUGGGUUCGGAUCCCCAGCAUCAUGUAAAAAGCUGGCCAUGGCCACCCACGCCUCUCAGCACUAGGGGAACAGAGACUCAGAGACAGGAGUGUCACUAGGGAUUGAUGGCUGCCAGCUGAUUUGAAAAACAUUGAGCUCCAGGUGUAGGGGGAGACUGUGUCUCGAAGGAGUAAGUGGGAAAGAUGACAGAGGAGGAGGACACCCAAUGUCUCCUCCAGCCUUGGCAGGCAUGGGUGUGUGUCCCUGCACACACGUGUAUAUAUACACACACACCCCCUAAGACAAAUACACACAAUCAAAGGCUAGGAACAGCUGAGCUGCAAAGUGCUUGCCCAGCAUGUGUAAGACCCUAGUUGCAAGAGCAUGUGCACGCACGCGCGCACACACACACACACACACACACAGACACAGAGAGACAUAGAGAAAGAGACAGAGAGAGGAGGAGGAAGAGGAAAUGAGAGGUUUGUAGAUUAGCAUAUCACAGUGUUCAACACAGCAAAUCACCAAAAGUGAAUUAUCACUGUGGCUUGGAGAUGAAAUGGCUUGCCCAAGGUGACCGAGUUGGGAAAUGGUGAAGUUGGGAAAUGGUGGACCCAGGACUGCAAUUCAGGACUGAAGAGCAUCACUUAGAUGCACAUAAGAGAAGCUGGGGAGGACACCGAUUCUCCCUUCUCCAUCUCACAGGUCUGUCCAUUGGGGAAGUGUACAAAGGUCUGGGCACCUAGGAGGCUCUGUCAAAACCCUUGCUGACGGCAAAUAAAGGCCUGCUUCACCACGGUGGCUGGCUGGGUGAUGGAAGGCAGGAGGCUGCUGGCUAUUGGUGAAACUGCGCAGUUUUCAUGGAUGGAAGAGAGGAAGAGUCCGUGAAGAAUUCAUAGUUCAGGGAAAGGAAGAAUGUGUGCUCCAGGUCACCCAGAGACUCAGAGCUAAGACCCCAGUCUCCCGAUUCCAAUCCCAAACCCAGCCUCCAGAUAGUUAAAAGGAAACUGCACCAUCAACUGAGGUCUCAUGGACAUUAUGCUAAAAUCACUUUUUGUGUUUCAUACGUCUCAUUUUAUCCCCACAUUGAUACAGGGACAAAGGAUUGAGGGACAAAGGGUCCGUUUUUUGAUUCUUUAGACAGUAGAAGAAGGAUGCUUGCCUGAGGCUCAUGGGAAGGGUGAAACUUCUGCUUGUUCCCACAUGCCCCUGAGGUUCAUCUUUCCUUCCCCAAGGAGUCAGCCUGCUGAAGCGAGGGGGCUGCCCGGUGGAAUUCCCCAAAUCCUGCCUUGAAGAGCCUGCUCCCAGCUGGCAGGAGAGGAAGCUGAGUCAAGGGCACCACCAGGGAGGGGGAUGAGCAGACAGAACCUACAGUGUGUGGAGGGGCUCCAGGCUGAGCUCGGGGAGGGGGGUGUCUCAGAAGCCCAAGAAAGGGGGAUCUCAGGCAGUUUUCCAGUCCUCUACUGGACUGACCACUUAGGGCCUUCAGACCUAGGGCUAGGUGAGUCCCCAUCCCUGACAGCCUCCUUCCCUUUCCCACAAAUUCUGUAGUUUGCAAAACUCAACCGCUCCCCUGAGUGCUGUGGUUUCCUGUGGGUCUGGGGUCCUGCCUGACUCGGCAAUGUGGACUGUGGGUAGGGCAGAAAGGAGGGGGUGGUGUAAGCCCUUUCUUUGGGCUGCCCAACACACACACACACACACACACACACACACACACACACUGAGUCAGCACCCGCCUGGAGGGGAGGGGCGGGACUACUGAUUCAGUUUUACUGCCUCUUUAAAAUCUCAGAAGAAAGGGCAGCAUCAGCCAGACACUGCCAUCCUCACCAUGAGUCCCUGGCAGCCCCUGAUCCUGGCACUCCUGGCUCUGGGCUGCAGCUCUGCUGCCCCUUACCAGCGCCAGCCUACUUUUGUGGUCUUCCCCAGAGACCUGAGGACCAGCAGCCUCACCGACACACAGCUGGCACAGGAAUACCUGUACCGCUAUGGUUACAGUCGGGUAGCCGAGAUGCAGGGAGAGAAGCUGAGCCUGCGGCCUGCUUUGCUGCUGCUUCAGAAGCAGCUGUCCCUGCCCCAGACUGGUGAACUGGACAGCAAGACACUGGAGGCCAUUCGUGCACCACGCUGUGGUGUCCCAGACCUGGGCAAAUUCCAAACCUUCGAGGGUGACCUCAAGUGGCACCACCAUAACAUCACAUACUGGAUUCAAAACUACUCGGAAGACUUGCCACGAGACGUGAUCGACGACGCCUUCGCGCGCGCCUUCGCCGUGUGGAGCGCGGUGACACCGCUCACGUUCACCCGCGUGUACGGCCUCGAGGCAGACAUUGUCAUUCAGUUUGGCGUCGCCGAGCACGGAGACGGGUAUCCCUUUGACGGCAAGGACGGUCUUCUGGCACACGCCUUUCCCCCUGGCCGGGGCAUCCAGGGAGAUGCCCACUUCGACGAUGAAGAGUUGUGGUCGCUGGGCAAGGGCGUCGUGGUCCCCACCUACUUUGGAAACGCAAAUGGUGCCCCGUGUCACUUUCCCUUCACCUUCGAGGGACGCUCGUACUUGGCCUGCACCACAGAUGGCCGCACCGAUGGCGCGCCUUGGUGUAGUACUACAGCCGACUAUGACACCGACCGCAAGUUCGGUUUCUGCCCCAGUGAGAGACUCUACACGGAACACGGCAAUGGGGACGGCAAACCCUGCGUGUUUCCGUUCAUCUUUGAGGGCCGCUCCUACUCUGCCUGCACCACGGAGGGUCGCUCGGAUGGUUACCGCUGGUGCGCCACCACGGCCAGCUACGACCAGGAUAAGCUGUAUGGCUUCUGCCCUACCCGAGCCGACGCGACUGUGGUUGGGGGCAACUCGGCAGGCGAGCUGUGCGUCUUCCCCUUCGUCUUCCUGGGCAAGGAGUACUCCACCUGUACCAGCGAGGGCCGCAACGACGGGCGCCUCUGGUGCGCUACCACCUCGAGCUUCGACACUGACAAGAAGUGGGGUUUCUGCCCAGACCAAGGGUACAGCCUGUUCCUGGUGGCAGCGCAUGAGUUCGGCCAUGCGCUGGGCUUAGAUCAUUCUACAGUGCCAGAAGCGCUCAUGUACCCCAUGUACCGCUUCCUUGAGGGCUCCCCUCUGCAUGAAGACGACGUGAAAGGCAUCCAGCAUCUGUAUGGUCCCGGCCCCAAGCCUGACCCAAGGCCGCCAGCCACCACCACAGCUGAACCACAGCCGACAGCUCCUCCCACUCUGUGCCCCACAGUACCUCCCACCGCCUACCCUACACAGAGUCCCACGGUCGGCCCCACCGGCCCCCCUGCAGCUGGCCCUACCGGCCCCCCUACUGCUGGCCCUACAGACCCCCCUACUGCUGGCCCUACCGACCCCCCUACUGCUGGCCCUUCUGAGACCACGACAAAGUCUUUGAGGCCGGCAGACAAUCCUUGCACUGUGGGUAUUUUCGACGCUAUUGCUGAGAUCCAGGGCUCUUUGUAUUUCUUCAAGGACGGCCGGUACUGGAAGUUCCUGAAUCGCAGAGGAAGCCCACUGCAGGGCCCCUUUCUUAUUGCCCGCACGUGGCCCGCUCUGCCUGCGAAGCUGGACUCAGCCUUUGAGGAUCCGCUGUCCAAGAAGAUUUUCUUCUUCUCUGGGCGCCAAGUGUGGGUGUACACAGGCCAGUCGGUGCUGGGCCCCAGGCGUCUGGAGAAGCUGGGUCUAGGCUCUGGGGUAACGCAGGUCACCGGACUCCUCCCGCGUCACGGCGGGAAGGCUCUGCUGUUCAGCAGGGAGCGUGUGUGGAGAUUCGACUUGAAGACGCAGAGGGUGGAUCCCCAGAGUGUCACUCGCCUGGAUAAGAUGUUCCCUGGGGUGCCCUGGAACUCACACGACAUCUUCCAGUACCAAGACAAAGCCUACUUCUGCCACGACCAGUUCUUCUGGCGUGUGAGUUUCCGAGAGGAGGUGAACCAAGUGGACCAGGUGGGCUAUGUGACCUACGACCUCCUGCAUUGUCCCGAGAACUAGGGCUCCUCCUCUUCAUCAGCAGUGCAGUGCGCGAGAGACCACCCAGAGGGAAAGCAGCCAGUUUGCGGGAUACAGACUGGUGAUCUCUUCUAGAGAAUGGGAAGGCGUGGAGGCGGGCUGGGCCCUCUCUUCACACCUUCCUUUCCUGUUGGACUGUUUCUAAUAAACAUUGAUUUCCUACCCUU
Messenger RNA from Peromyscus maniculatus bairdii (prairie deer mouse), 4777 nucleotides. RefSeq names its product matrix metallopeptidase 9 (gene Mmp9). Lineage: Eukaryota; Metazoa; Chordata; Mammalia; Rodentia; Cricetidae. The record is from RefSeq and is a predicted model, not a curated record. Gene Ontology annotation, biological process: proteolysis; extracellular matrix organization; collagen catabolic process. Gene Ontology annotation, cellular component: extracellular matrix. Gene Ontology annotation, molecular function: metalloendopeptidase activity; zinc ion binding.